AUGCUGUGGACCAGUGUAAUUCUGGCUGUCAUCACUGCUGUUGUGGCUCAGGACUUUUUCUCUAAUCGCAAUUAUGGUGAUGGAGCAAUGCCUUCCAGUGACCACUUGUUUGGGUCACGGAGAAGAGUGCUUGACAGGACUUACCAGGGAACACACAUCACUGGUGGACAUAGACCUCAUGUGCAGGAUCGUCAGUACAUUGAUCCCAUCGAUAGUGGUUUCGGGCAGUCCAGACUCAAAAAAGUUGUCCAUAAACCAGUUGUAGACACAGGGUAUGUCGCCCCCAAACCAAUAAAUAUCAAACCGAAAAUACUAGGUCCCGGUGACUUAGGAUAUAUCGAACCUGGCCUCUUUGGACCUACAAAAGGGAAGCUGAUUGAUCCAUUACACCAUGCUCAGAUUGAUACUGGUUAUGUGAAACCUAAGCUUGUUGAUCCAUUAGACGCCUCUUAUAUACCAACUAAACCUCAUGGUCCAAUAGACAUUGGUUAUGUAGACCCAAAGAUACCUGUAGACACCGCAUAUGUCAAACCAAAGUUAAAUAAUCGGCUAGGAACCGAUUAUCUGAUUGACCCUUUACGUCAUAGUAAAUUGGACACUAGUUAUGUGAAACCUAAACUUGUUGAUCCAUUGGACGCCACAUAUGUACCAACUAAGCCUCUUGGUCCAUCCCUCGUAGACACCCCAUAUGUUGAACCAAAAGUGGUAAAACCACUUGGCGCUGAUUAUAUUGGACCAAAAAUGCCAGCUCCGGGUGACCUAGGGUUCAUUGAUCCCACUCCAUUCGGCAAACCGACGAAAGGAAAACUUACUGAUCCAAUAUCAGGGCAUGGUAUCGGGCAUAAAGGACCCCAUAUUGAUCCGUUUUUCGAAGAACGAGUUCGUCAACCAGGCAUCAGUACCAGUGACUUCGUUGCUGUGGAAACCGAAGAUGCCGCUGUUCCAUUUGUCGGGGGAAGUGCUUUAAGAGACCCUUCAUGGGUUGGUUCACAAGGUAAUCCCAUAGUACAGAGUCGUUUUCCUGAGCAAAGAAGACUGCCAUCUGACAUUCAACUUGGAGCAUUUGCACAACGGAGGAACAACUUACCUUUUAUACCAGAUAUUUCACAGGAACAACAACGUAUACUUUCCAGACCAUCAAAGCCGAUACCACCACCCAUCAAAGAAAAGAAAAUCAUGAAGAAAAAAGUAGGAAGAACUGCUGAUGAAAAGCGUAGAUAUUAUCAAAGGUUAAGGAACUUCGAUGGCAGCAAAAAUGUGGAAGCACCUGUGAUAUAG
Messenger RNA from Ylistrum balloti, 1278 nucleotides. RefSeq lists its product as uncharacterized. The coding region runs from base 1 to 1278 and encodes 425 amino acids. The transcript is spliced from 5 exons. NCBI's taxonomy places the organism in Eukaryota, Metazoa, Mollusca, Bivalvia, Pectinida, Pectinidae. The record is from RefSeq and is a predicted model, not a curated record.